Podarcis raffonei (Aeolian wall lizard) is the source of this 4335-nucleotide messenger RNA. RefSeq names its product protein tyrosine phosphatase non-receptor type 9 (gene PTPN9). The transcript is spliced from 20 exons. Gene Ontology annotation, cellular component: nucleus; cytoplasm. The coding region runs from base 219 to 2720 and encodes 833 amino acids. The record is from RefSeq and is a predicted model, not a curated record. Lineage: Eukaryota; Metazoa; Chordata; Lepidosauria; Squamata; Lacertidae. Gene Ontology annotation, molecular function: protein binding; protein tyrosine phosphatase activity; nuclear import signal receptor activity. Gene Ontology annotation, biological process: protein dephosphorylation; protein import into nucleus; snRNA import into nucleus.
CCUGGCCCCGCCCUUCCGCCUCGCCGAGCGGCGAACUCCGGGGAAGAAGCCGGUUGGCCGAGGUGAGACGGAGGCCGCGGGCGCGUGACGGUCGGCCGCUCGCUCCGCGCCCUGAACUCUGCCGGUUCGAGUCCCGCCGGGAGGCAGCGAGGCGCGCCUGGUCAGGGUGCCUGGGAGACCCCGCCUCCCGCCUUGGAUGGUCCAGCGGGGAAGAAACAAUGGAGGAGCUGAGCCAAGCUCUCGCUUUCAGCUUUGCUGUCUCCCAGGACCUCAACAGCACAGCAGCACCACACCCCCGGCUGGCACAGUACAAAUCCAAGUACAGCUCCUUGGAGCAGGCAGAGAGGCGACGGCAGCUCCUUGCAUUUCAGAAAACUAAGCGAUUGGAUUAUGUCAACCAUGCUAGGAGGCUGGCAGAGGAUGAUUGGACAGGCACCGAGGAGGAGGAGGAGGAGGAGGACGAGGAGAGGGCAGGUGCAGACAGUGCAGACAUGGAGAUGGAAGUCGGGACGAAGCUACCAAAACGCUACGCCAACCAGCUGAUGCUGUCUGAAUGGCUGAUUGACGUGCCCCCAGAUUUGGUGCAGGAGUGGCUGCUGGUGGUGUGCCCUGUGGGGAAGAGGGCUCUUAUUGUGGCAUCUCAGGGCUCCACUGCAGCUUACACCAAAAGCGGUUUCUGUGUCAACCGAUUCCCUUCUCUUUUGCCAGGUGGGAGUCGCCGUACUUCAGCAACAGGGAAAGAAUACACAAUCCUGGACUGCAUCUACAGCGAGGCCCAGCAGAUGUACUACAUCCUCGAUGUGAUGUGUUGGCGGGGACACCCUGUGUACGACUGCCAGACAGACUUCAGGUUCUAUUGGCUGCAUUCAAAAAUGCAGGAAGAGGAUGGCCUGGGAAAGAAAAGCCGUCUUAAUCCAUUUAAAUUUGUGGGACUGCAGAGUUAUUCCUGCACACCGGAAAGCCUGUGCAAGGUUCUGGCCACAGAUUUCCCCUUUGAGGCAACCAAGCAAUUCCUUGAAGAGAUUAACAAGUGGACAGUCCAAUACAAUGUGUCUCCCCUCUCUUGGAAUGUGGCAGUCAAAUUCCUCAUGGCCAGGAAAUUCGAUGUCCUGCGAGCGAUCGAGCUCUUCCAUUCCUACAGGGAAACCAGGCUGAAGGAAGGGAUCGUGAAGCUGAAGCCUCAUGAGGAACCUCUCCGCUCAGAGCUGCUUAGUGGAAAGUUCACCAUCCUGAGCGUACGAGAUCCCACUGGAGCAUCGAUUGCCCUCUUCACUGCCAAGUUGCACCAUCCCAACAAAAGCAUCCAACAUGUGGUCCUCCAAGCGCUCUUUUACUUGCUGGACAGAGCUGUGGAGAGCUUCGAAACUCAGCGAAAUGGCCUGGUAUUUAUAUAUGACAUGGCAGGCUCCCACUAUACCAACUUUGAGCUGGAUCUCAGCAAGAAAAUCCUGAACCUUCUGAAGGGAGCCUUCCCAGCCCGUCUCAAGAAGGUAUUCAUUGUGGGUGCUCCUAUGUGGUUCCGAGUUCCAUACUCCAUCAUCAGCCUGCUGCUUAAAGAGAAACUCCGGGAAAGGGUCCAGAUGGUGAAGAUGUCUGAGCUGAAGGAGCACCUGCCCCAAGAGUGUCUCCCCGAGUACCUGGGCGGAUCCCUCAAACUAGAUCCCCUCAGCUGGAACUGCAGGUUCCUCCCACAGCAGAACGGCCACCCGGACCCCCUUGAUGAGCUGAUUCUGGUGCCACUGGCAUCCCCCCGGGACAACGGCUCGGUGCACACGCCGGGGCCAAAGGCCAUGACGGUGCAGGAGGUGCUGGAGCACGUCACCCAGAAGCAGAAGCGGGGCAUCUAUGAGGAGUACGAAGGCAUCCGGCGCAGGAGCCCGGCAGGAACAUUUGCCUUCUCCUUGUCUCCCUUCAACCAGGAGAAGAACAGAUAUGGGGAUGUGCCGUGCCUUGACCAAACGAGGGUGAAGCUGUCCAAGCAAUUCAGCUAUCCAGAGCUGACAGAUUACAUCAACGCCAGUUUCAUGGAUGGCUACAAGCAGAGGAAUGCAUACAUUGGCACCCAAGGGCCGUUAGAGAACACAUAUGGUGACUUCUGGCGCAUGGUGUGGGAGCAAAAUGUGCUGGUGAUAGUCAUGACUACGAGGCUGGAAGAAGGAGGCAGACGGAAGUGUGGCCAAUACUGGCCAUUGGAGAAAGACUUCCAGACUUGCUAUGGAAACCUGACGGUCAGCAAUCUGGGAAUAGAGAACCUCAACCAUUACAAGAAAACCAUUCUGGAGAUCUACAACUUUGAGAGCCGCGAAAGGCGACUGGUGACCCACUUCCAGUAUGUGAGCUGGCCUGACUAUGGUGUCCCGUCCUCAGCAGCAACUCUCAUCGACUUCCUGGGGGCUGUCAAACAUCAGCAGAGGGUGGCUGUCAGUGCCUUGGGGCCACGCUACAAAGGCCAUCCUGGUGGGCCACCUAUUGUGGUGCAUUGCAGUGCUGGCAUUGGCAGGACAGGUACCUUCUGUGCUCUGGACAUCUGCCUGUCUCAACUGCAGGACGUGGGCACGCUGAACGUGCAGCAGACAGUGGUGCGGAUGAGGACGCAGCGAGCUUUCAGCAUCCAGACCCCCGAGCAGUACUACUUCUGCUACUUGGCCAUUAUUGAGCAUGCGCAGAGAGAGAACCUGCUGCCUUCCUCCUACGCCUGGGCAGGGAAGGAGAAGAGCUAAUAGGAAUCCUGGCCCAGUGGCCACAGAGCAGCAGGGACCAGGCCAAACCCUGUUUCCUCCCUUCCUCCCUCUUGACCAAACCAGAUUUGUCAGCAUCUUCAGAUGCAGCUUUGCCCAGAACACUGAUUUGAGUCAAUUUUUCUGCCGCUGAGGCUAUCAGAAACUUUCUGUUUGACUAGCUGGCUAGCUCAAGUCACAACUAGUAGCCAUGGGCUAUUAAGGCUUGCAUUCUCCAAGACUAGCACCCUUGAUUGAACUGUGCCUUAUUAAAAAAAGAACAAACCAAACUUCCGGCCCUGACUUGCCACUGGAGGCAAACAGGGAGAAGAUGGAACUCCUUGCCAUGUCAGUGUCCUCCACCUUCUGGAGACAGCGGGGGUGCUGCUUUCCUGGUUCUGAUGCAGAAGGGGACCCUUUCCAGUUAUAUCCAAGGCCAGGAUAGAAGAAGAUUUCUGUCUUGCCCACCACUGAAUCUAGGUGUUUCCUUGUCUGUAUGUACUUAAUACACACUCCUCGUUCAAAGAUGUAGCCAGUAUUCUCUUUGCAUAAAUACGAUGCAGAGUCCUAAUAUCUUACAGGGACCUUUUGUAUUGAGUGGCAGCAUCAGUGUUAUGAAUUAUGUUAAUGGUUCUUGUCUGCCCAGCCUGCCCAAGGUUGGUCUUGCCCACUGUGCCAUCCCAGUUCACCCACUGAUGUAGCUUCAACAUACACACACUUGCAAGGGCACACCUGUUGUGCAGAGGCGUACAGGUUGCGUGCAAGUUGUGAUGUCAUAUCACACAAAUGCCGCAGUGCCUGGUGUGUGUGUGUGUCCAUGUGAUGUUGCCACAGCAGGAUGCACCCUUAACCUGCAAGGAUCCUCCGUGCCACAUCCCAGUGGGAUUCUUCUCCCCUGCCUUCACCUUUCUUGCCUGUGACUGUAUUUUGAGCCUGCAGAAAAGGUUAUUAGCUGGGGUGCAGAUCUGUGGGUCUCUUUUCCUGCGAUGUGGGGUGGGGCAUGUGGAACCCACUUGCAGUUUUGCUGCUAGCCAGGAAUGCUAGGCAGUUGUUGGUACGAAGGACUCAGCAGGGGACAGUGUGGAUGUGAGUGGCCAAAUAAGUGGGGCUUAACCCCCAAACAUCUGGGAGAAGGGAGGUAGAGGAAGGAGACUUGAUAUCGGGCCUCAGAUCUGUUCUCUUCCACAGCCCCUCCUCUCCGACAAAACCUUGAAAGCCAAUUUUGUUUAAGUGGGGAAAUUCUUGCUCUCUACAUCCAGUUCUUUCUCCUUGCGCAGCCUGCCAGUGACAAGACUGGGAGCUCCUGUUUUCUUAAAGCAGGCUGACAGCCACCCUCCACCCCAAUUUCUGCUUGGAGAGGAGGAGGGUGGCAUCUGAGCUGCCCUCAGUAACUUUAUACUGGAAUAAGCUCUUUUGAAUGCGCAUAUUUUUUAUUUUUUACAACCCCUUUUUCUUUCUUUCUCUCCCUCUCUUUCUCAGUUUUGUAUUUAACAUUAACUUGAUCAAGUCCGAAUUGGAGAUAACUGUAAAUGUUCCUAUUUGCUAUUGUAUGGCGAUUUCUUUCUCUCCCUCCCUCCCUCUCUCUCUUGUAUUUGCAAAUAAAUAUACCUACAACCCA